Messenger RNA from Carassius gibelio (silver crucian carp), 4577 nucleotides. It is a transcript of the gene frmd4ba, whose product is annotated as FERM domain containing 4Ba. NCBI's taxonomy places the organism in Eukaryota, Metazoa, Chordata, Actinopteri, Cypriniformes, Cyprinidae. Gene Ontology annotation, biological process: establishment of epithelial cell polarity. Gene Ontology annotation, molecular function: cytoskeletal protein binding. The record is from RefSeq and is a predicted model, not a curated record. Gene Ontology annotation, cellular component: cytoskeleton; bicellular tight junction; adherens junction. The transcript has 24 exons. The coding region runs from base 238 to 3321 and encodes 1027 amino acids.
UAUAUGAGUGUGUGCAUCAUUGAGUAUGUCUAUAGGCUUGACUCCGAGUGUGGAUUGUUUGUGGCCUGCCUUCUCUCUCUGUGUGCUCUUCUAAGGGGGAAAGACUUGGACAGAAGCCUACACACAGAGCCUCAAACCCAGCCAGUGGCAUUCUGACCCUGGUUCUUCCAGGCUCCAGUUAGGUUACAUCAGCCUCAGAGAGAGCACACAGCUUCUUAGUGUGCCAGACGAACGGGGAUGGCGCUGGGCUUAUGUUGUGGCAUAGAGGAUCUGCUGGCCUCUGGAAGUCAGUUGGUGUGGACUGUGGUUGAACAGGUGCUGAGGAGAAGCUACAGUAAUGGGCUUGUCCCUUGUAGAAGGUUCCUGCAGACAUGGUUUCAUCUGGGAGAUGUCUACCAGAUGACUGAGGGCCGGCUGUGUCAGGUGCUUCUGCUAGAUGACAGACAGCUGGAACUGCUGGUCCAGCCCAAACUGUUGUCCCGGGAUCUCCUGGAUCUGGUUUCAUCGCAUUUUAACCUAAAAGAGAAAGAAUACUUUGGAAUCUCAUUCAUUGAUGAGAAGGGCCAGGCGAACUGGCUUCAACUGGAUCGCAGAGUGCUGGACCAUGACUUUUCCAAAAAGAGUGGACCUCUUGAGCUCAAAUUCCAAGUCAGGUUUUACAUUGAGAGUGUUGCAUAUCUGAAAGAUGCUACCACCGUUGAACUGUUUUUCCGGAAUGCUAAGAUAUCUGUCUACAAUGAAAACAUUGAAGUGGAGAGUGAGAUCGUUUUUAAGUUAGCCGCGUACACUAUUCAGGAGGCAUGUGGAGACUACACAAGUGAUGAAAGCACAAGAUCAGACUUAAAAAAGCUUCCAGCUUUCCCGACUGCGGUAUUGAAGGAGCACCCGUCAUUAGCAUUCUGUGAAGAUAAAGUAAUCAAGCAUUAUAAGAAGCUGAAAGGCCUCAGUCGUGGUCAGGCUAUCAUACGGUAUCUUACCUUAGUUGAAUCCUUGCCUGCAUAUGGAGUACAUUACUACAAGGUGAAGGACAAACAGGGCAUACCGUGGUGGCUGGGGAUUAGCUACAAAGGCAUUGGCCAGUACGACCUGCAAGACAAGCUCAAGCCACGAAAGCUCUUUCUGUGGAAACAGCUUGAAAACCUGUAUUUCCGAGAGAAGAAGUUUGCCGUAGAGGUCAACGACCCUAAGAGAAGAACAACUUCUAGACGCACAUUUGGGCAAUCUGCUCAGGUCAUCUACGCGUGGUAUGCCAGCCAUUCUCUGAUCAAAACCAUCUGGGUGAUGGCCAUCAGCCAACACCAGUUCUACCUGGACCGCAAGCAGAGUAAAGCUAAAAUAACUACAGCAAGAAGUUUGGGUGAUAUUGCCAUGGAUCUCUCAGAGACUGGUGCUCCAAGGAACAGGAAGCUGGUCAGCAUGGAGAGUAAAGACAAGCUCAUCAUGGCCAGCAAUGGAAGUUUAGUCUCUUCCAAUUCUGGAGACAAUGAAGUGAAUGAGGAACAGAAGAAAGAGAAGAUUGCAGAACUGAAGAACAAACAGGAAAGCAUAAAAGAACUUCUGGCACUCAAGGAAGAAGAGCUGAAGAAAAUGUGCCUCCGGGAAGCUGCGUUGACUGGUGUGUUACCUAAGGAGUAUCCUUUGGCACCAGGAGAGAAGCCCCCUAAUGUUCGAAGGCGCGUGGGAACUGCUUUCAAAUUGGAUGAUCUUUUCCCUUAUGAUGUGGAUCCUAAUUUAAGAAACCUGGAGAGCUGCUUUGCACUCCAGAAGAAGAUUGUGGAGGCAGCGAAAAAACUUGCCUAUGAAAAUGAGCUCUGUAAAACAGUAAAGAGGAAACGCAGGAAAAACCUUUUGGACGCUACCAAAAAGCUCCAGGAGAUCGAAAAUCAGAUUAAUGAUUACAGAGUGAAGAUUGGCAAGGAGCCCACGCAAAGAGCUUCCGUCAUCAUUGCUGAUCAUGUGAACCUGGACAGCCUUUCUGACUGCUUGAAUUUGGAAGAUGACGAGCCAUCGCAGAGGCAACGUUCACGUUCAGUGCAGUAUUCUCCACGUUCCAGCUCGUCAAACUCCUUUGCUGCAUCAUACUAUUCAGAUCACAUCGAUCACGCCAAUGAUGACUACCAGGACUGUGGCAGAUUAAAUUAUGGUGAAGUCCAAGAACCUGCCUUAUCGACACACAGCAGUCCCUACCGUCAACCCUCACGCCAACCCUCUGACUCGCGGAGCAUGCCCCCCACCCCUCAGCUUCCCCGCAAUGCCUACAGCAGCAGCCAGCUCAGCACUCAUUUUCGGCAACGCAGUGGCAGUCUGGAAUCUCAGUCACGGUUCCUAGCAGAAAGUGAGCCAUCCGAGCCCGUCUUCACCAUACCUCCUCCUCGCCGUAGCAAUAGCACUGAGAUACUUGACGAUGGUUCCUCCUACACCAGCCAAUCCAGUGUGGAGUACCCUGUACCCCACUGCCAUUCCCGUGCUAAAAACCGCCAUCGGCGGAGGCAGGGUAACACAUACGCCCCCACGGGCAGCAUGCCUAACCUAACACAAAAUGAGACACGGGGUUAUACACCCCAACCUCGGCAACAACCAACCACCACAGCCUAUUAUGUCACUGAAUAUCCACGAUACUUGGAACCUGAGGUGUACAAAAUUGGACCGUACAUGUACGAGACUGAGAUGGAAGGACACUAUCCUGUAAACCCACGCUACUACAGACAUGACCCUUAUGGGAACUAUGGCCAGGACGAGAUCGAUGGUUCAGCUCAUAACCUUUAUGCCACAUUAAGGCCGCCAAGGAACCGUCCUCCAUCCAGUAAUGAGAAAAACAUGCAAAAGGCUGAAGUGGUGGAACACUUGCGUGUUUGGUACAACCGACAGCAGAGACAACAAGGGUAUGAUCCCUACAGGGGACCACAGCAGAACCUGGGCUACAGGACCAUGUCAUCGAGUUACGUACGCAGUGACAGUACUACUUCCUACUCGACAGUGGGUUCGGGAAACUGGCACGGUCGACCAGUCAUGGCAAUGUCAGACUACGAUAUGCCUCCCGCACACCAUCAGUUCUAUGGCUACAACACUGUCCAUUACAGCCAGCCGUUACACAGCAGAGGCUCCAGCUCGCACUCUAAACGUGCUUGGCACUACCCUGCCAGUCCUCAGUUCUAUCCUCCUCAUUUCUCCCAAGCUUGCUCUUCUUCUCUCCCUCCUCCUUAUCUUCCUUCUUCCUCCUCUUGCUAUCAGAUGAAGCAGAUGGGUUUGUCCCCGCCUCAAACUGGUGGUGCAAGACAUGCAAGAGUUAAUAAAGCUUCAUUUGCUAAUUGUAGCCCUUGAUAAACCUACAUAGACGUGAACCACCAUGAUUCACACACGAGCAGCCCAAUGGACAGCAGUUUUGACUCUGAAGACCAGCAGACACUGUGUUGGCAUGAGAACUCCAAACCUGGAACGAUAGUGUAGAGAGUGUGAGAAACUGUUCACUCUCAUGUGCCGCCGCCUUCUGUUCUCAUCCCAUUUGUUACGUUCCAAAGGUAGGAAUGCUGCCGGACGAGAGCCUAAAACAUGCGUGUGAAGUAGAUCCUGCUAAGCGACUCGAGAAUGGACAAUGCAUUCUCUUUGUGUAAAAACCUAUGGGAUAGCACUUCGUCUUCAAGACACAGCUGCUGUGGAAACUUUGGGUGAAACUUUUGAUGCUGUAGUCAAAAUGAACUGGAUACAUCGCCCCAAUACACACUGAGAGAUUGAAGGAUAUUGCAACAUUAAUAUUUCAUCAGGCACAAGCGAUUAUAUGAAGGAUUGAAACCAGAUUUUUCUCAUGUGCAAAACCCUCAUCAAAAUAUUCCCCAUGCUUUUUCACACUUGGAUUUAGUUGUUUGUGCUGAUCUCAACAAACAUUUUUACAGUGUUUUUGUGUGUUUGGAAGUCAAAUACUUGGAUUGUGAUGGUGCAACAACAUUCUUUUCAUAUAGUAUUUUCUCAGUCAUCAGGUUCAAUUUUAAUGCAUUCACAAUAACAAGUAUCCAUCCUUUCUGGCUUUGUACUGGGACCAUUUUAAUUAGGUUCAGAACCAGCGGUGCUGUUUUUUUAUUCGUGCACAGCUAACAUUUGUACCAGUCACAAACAGUGUUUCUGUACUAGUGAAUCAUGUCUAUCAACAUGUUACUUUGCAUCAGUCAGUGCCAAGUAUUAAUUUUCUUUUCUUAUCCUGUUAAAACAGACUGCAACAACUCUAAUUGUUGAAACAUGACUGUAGGGGAGUAUAAUUGAUUUUAUACGGUCACUAACAAUUAUCCAGGUACAAUAAUUAUGGCCAUUUACUGCACUUUUAUACUCUAAAUGGACUUUGCUCACUCUGAAAGAUUGGAAACCGUGACCGAGUGCACAGCAUUUCUCUUUCUCUUUAGAAGGGAACUGUAUAUGUUUGUAAAUACUGUAAAAACAUUUGAUACAUUUUUCAUCUUUUAGAGAGAUCGGUUUUCAUCAUUUUGAAAGAUUUGUUUUUAAAGAAUAUAUAAUAUAUAGUUUGGAUUUCUCAAGCUGGUUCUUAGUAAUUUGUCAAAAAAUUCAUUGGAAUUAAAAUAGAAAACCAA